AGAGCCCGUCGCCAUGUUUGUCAGGGCGGUGCGUUGUAGCUGUGAGCGCGUAAAAUGUUGAAAAUAUCUGCAGCGUUUUGCGAUUUAUUCGUAACGUGGAAUAUCCAAUUGUAGAUUGAAGUUCGACCGAGACGCUGGUUGUGUUUUUAACGGCAGAUGAGCGAAUUUCGCCUGAAUAAUUUGUGAUUACAUGAUGGCGUGCGAAGGAUGAGCGACGAAACUCCGGGGGCGACGCAGGGUGCUCUGCCCCCGCGGGAGGGUCAACAAGGCUCUCGAGCUGUGGCAGAGCGCCCUGCUGUGAGAUUGACUCAAGUUGCAGGAGCAGUAGGAGCACAGUAUGUUAUUACUACUUCGCAACCGCAUGGAGUUCCAGCUUUGGCCCAGAUUACACCGGGUACUUUGUCCACUCAAGGCGGAGUUACUCGCAUAAUUAGCAUAAGCCCAUCACGAGUAAACCAGACUUCACCAUUAAGACCAAGCCAAGCGAACCAACACAUCGUAAAUGUCCUUACCAAGCCUCGAGUCAAUACCAACGUUCGUUUGCAACUAUUUCCCAACAGUGGGGGCGAAGGUACCAGUAGUUCGACGAUGCCUACACAAACAUCGCCGACAAAAGCGCCAGUCAAAAGAUUAUUGCCGUCCACACCCGAAAAGAAAGACUCGUACGCCGCCAAACUCCAGCGCGUUAUGAACCAUAGAAUAGUAAGAUCCAAACUCAUCAAAGAAAAGUACAACGAACAUCUAAUGGAAACGUACUACCUAGAAGCCGGCGGAAACAUCCUCGACUUGUACCAGUUCGCCAAAAAACCCAAAUCUCCAGCGUACUUGGCGUACUUAAAAGAACACGCUAUAGACCCGAAGGAAACCAUGGACGAGCCACAGAUUCCGCAGACGGUGCCCACCACCCCCACGGCGACCGCCGCCAGCUCGCUUCCCGGAAUUUCGCACACGCAAACCACCACGACGAGCACUUCCACGCCGGUCGCCAACAACCACCAAGAAACCAAGCUGAGUUCGAGCAAAGUCAAAACUUCGAACCACCAGAGCGUGAGCAACCAAGAGCAGAUCGUGGAGAAGGCGAAACAGGAGGCGUACGUGGUGCAACGGAUAGCGGAUCUCCAGAAGGAGGGACUGUGGUCGGAGAAGCGACUCCCGAAAGUCCAGGAGAUGCAUCGCGCGAAAGCCCACUGGGACUUCCUGUUGGAGGAAAUGGUGUGGCUGGCGGCCGAUUUCGCGCAAGAACGCAAGUGGAAAAAAGCCGCCGCGAAGAAGUGCGCAAGAAUGGUGCAGAAGUAUUUCCAGGAUAAGGCGCUAGCGGCGCAGCGGGCGGAGAAAGCGCAGGAACAACACCUGCGCAGGAUAGCAGCGUUCUGUGCCAAGGAAAUACGGACGUUCUGGAACAACGUGGAGAAGUUGGUGGAGUAUAAGCAGCACACGAUUCUGGAAGAGAAGAGGAAGAAGGCUUUGGAUCAACAGCUGAGUUUCAUCGUUGAUCAGACUGAAAAGUAUUCGCAGUUGCUGGCGGAGGGCAUGAAUAGGACCAAUACUGAAAAUGUACCUGUUAGUACUGUGUCAUCUAGGUCGGUUUCUAGAGCCAAUUCCGACGACGAGUUUCACCCAGAUAGCCACAAUAGUACCGACGAUGAAGAAACUAUAGAGCAAGAAGAAGCGGCUCUGGGUGAUGCAGCGGAUCAUAAUGAAGAAGUGGCUGCGCUUCAGAGGGAAUCAGAAAUGGAUCUUGAUGAUUUCUUAAAAGAACUGCCUAAAGACUACCUUGAAAACAGAGACAGUAUUCAACUCAGUGAAUUAAGCGGCUCUGAAGAAGCUUCAGACAAUGAGGGGAAAGGACCUUCAAAGUCGUCAAAGAGCGAUGAAGACUUCAGUACCGCGAAUGUUAGCGGCGACGAAGAUGACGAAGACACCAUCCAGGAGCAGGAGCGAGUGGAAGGUGAACAGAAUCAUCAACAAGAAUUAGAGGAUCUCAAGGCUGAAAACGACAUGAGUAUUGAAGAAUUGCGGAAAAAGUACAGCGGGCCGCUUCCCCCGGUUUCCGAUGACGAAGAUCCGAAAAUGUCGGACGUGUCGGAGGAUGAGUACGAACCGUCAGAUGAGUCCACGAGGAGUUCGGACGAAGACGACGAAGUGGAAGAGGAAGUCAGCGACAUGGAGGCGUCAGAGAAUGAAAGCCAAGGGGAGGAUUUAGGACUCAAAUCGUUACUUGAAGAUUCUCAUACUGAGGGAGAAGAAACAAAGACUGAUAAAAAUAAUGACCUUAUUAAUGACGCCGCCGCGAUAGCUGAAAGUAUACAACCCAAAGGCAACACUCUGUCUUCCACCAACGUGUCGACUACAGUACCGUUUUUGCUUAAGUUGCCUCUCAGAGAGUAUCAACACAUCGGUUUAGAUUGGUUGGUGACGAUGUACGAGAGAAAACUGAACGGUAUUUUGGCGGACGAGAUGGGUUUAGGGAAAACUAUUCAAACGAUAGCGCUCCUGACGCACUUGGCGUGCGAAAAAGAAAACUGGGGGCCGCACUUGAUCGUCGUCCCCACGUCGGUCAUGCUAAACUGGGAAAUGGAGUGCAAAAAGUGGUCUCCGGCUUUUAAAAUUCUGACGUACUACGGAACGCAGAAAGAAAGGAAGCUGAAACGGCAAGGAUGGACGAAGCCGAACGCUUUUCAUAUUUGUAUUACGUCGUAUAAGCUAGUCAUUCAAGACCAUCAGAGUUUUCGCAGGAAAAAGUGGAAAUAUCUGAUCUUAGACGAAGCCCAAAAUAUCAAAAAUUUCAAGUCGCAGAGGUGGCAGCUGUUGCUGAAUUUUCAAACGCAACAGCGGCUACUUUUAACUGGUACUCCGUUACAAAACAACUUGAUGGAGUUGUGGUCACUCAUGCAUUUUUUGAUGCCCAACGUGUUUCAGUCCCAUAGAGAGUUUAAAGAGUGGUUUUCAAACCCGGUGACCGGGAUGAUCGAAGGCAACGCCGAGUACAACGAAAAUAUCAUCAAAAGGUUGCACAAGGUGUUGCGGCCGUUUUUGCUCAGACGACUUAAGUCAGAAGUGGAGAAGCAGAUGCCGAAAAAAUACGAACACGUGAUUUUGUGCAGAUUAUCCAAAAGGCAGCGAUAUCUUUACGACGAUUAUAUGUCAAGAGCAAAAACGAGAGAAACAUUAGCUAGUGGAAAUUUACUAAGUGUGAUUAACGUUCUAAUGCAGUUACGAAAAGUCUGUAAUCAUCCAAACUUGUUUGAAGUUCGACCGACAACAUCGCCCUUUCUUAGUGACGGUAUACUUUUACUUUACCCCUCUUUAGUUCGGUCCGCACUGGAUUAUGACGUAUGGAAGCAAUUUAAUUUAUCUUCACUAAAUUUAAAUUUCGUCUUUAUGGAAAACAAUCUCAGUGCGUAUCAGAGUUACCGCAUGAAGCAGAUGCGAACACCUCGUAAAAUAAUCGAGUCGAAUGUAGUACCGGACGAAGUCCCUCCUCUCCCUCCUUGUCGCCUUGUCAUGAGGAUAAAGAAACAAGACGACGCGAAAAAUGUUCCUACUAAAACAGAAAAAAAAGAUGUGAACGGGAAAAAUCUCCAGCCACAGCCGAACAUUAAAGUUAAAGUUCCACAAUAUAUAGUCCAACAGGGUAUAGUCAAAGCCAUUCCUGUCAAUCUGUCUCAGCCUUUGCUCAGUAAUCAGUCAGUCACGCCCGUGAGUGUCACAUCUGUGCUAAAACCAGCUGAUAAAAUUUCUGCCAGUUUUGCACAGUUGGUGCAGACGUCGACGGGCAAACAUCUGUUGUUGACACCCAACCCGAGUAUAUCAGGAAAUAUUCCAGUGUCGACGACAACAGCAGGUGGCCAGAAGUUGACUUUUUUAUCGAAACAGCCCCUCUUAACCGCGGGAAAUUCGCACCAAAUAACCAAGGCCGUCAUGAAAAUUCAGUUGACUUCGGUAGCCACGACGACGACAAACACGGCCACCACUACGAGUGGGGGUCCUUCCAAGUCCGACGACAAAGACGAAAGGAAAACCGUAGGUUCGAAAUAUAUAGAACAGUUAUAUGCUAAUCAGUCGAAUAGUUUGGACGUUCGGUGGGAUAAUGAAUGCGUUGGUAAUGAUGUUGGGUCUUCUGAUGAGAUGGAUUUGUUUAAAGAUGAGUUCAAAACUAGAUUGCAAAUAAUGGCUCAUAUCAAUGAACGACGAUGUUCAGCGAUUCCGUUGUACGGCGAAGAUCUCCGUAAUGUCGUGACGGUUUUUGACGACAAGACACGAAUAAUCAGUUCGUGGGAUAGCAGAGAAAAGAAAGCGCAAGAGACCGAAUGUGAUUCAAAUCUGGAUUUGUCCAUUUGCUUGAAAGAACUCGUCCAUAGUCCAGAAAGUAGAAUAAAACAACUAGGAGAUAUUUGUGAUAGGUUUAUUUUUUACGUGCCUGCCGUGCGCGCGCCGGAGCCAGAAAUGCAAGUGUGGCACCCACCCCCGAGUCUUUAUUGGGGCGAAAUCGAAACAAAAAGACAACUGUGUUCGUUGCUUUCCGGCCCCGCGACGCCUCUACAUCGCAUCGCUUCGGCCAUGGUCACGCAAUUUCCAGACCCCAGACUCAUCCAGUACGAUUGCGGAAAAUUACAGACCUUGGAUAGAUUACUGAGGAAGCUGAAAAGCGAAGGUCAUCGAGUGCUUAUAUUUACACAGAUGACGAAAAUGCUAGACGUUUUAGAAGCGUUUCUCAACUUUCACGGUCAUAUUUAUUUGAGGCUGGACGGGACGACCAAAGUGGAUCAAAGACAGUUGUUGAUGGAAAGGUUUAACGGCGACACGCGAAUAUUCGCCUUUAUUUUAUCUACUCGCUCUGGCGGUAUUGGCGUGAAUCUAACAGGCGCAGACACUGUGAUAUUUUACGAUUCCGAUUGGAAUCCCACAAUGGACGCUCAAGCGCAAGACCGUUGUCACCGCAUUGGACAAACCAGAGACGUCCACAUAUACAGACUGGUGAGCGAAAGAACCAUAGAAGAAAACAUUUUGAAAAAAGCCAAUCAAAAAAGACUGUUGGGUGACCUCGCCAUCGAAGGGGGGAACUUCACGACGGCUUACUUCAAAAGCUCUACCAUACAAGACCUGUUCGAAAUCGACGCCAAUGAAGAAAGCGCCGCUAAAAGAAUGUCGGAAGUGGUGGCUAGCCGAGAACAACGCGCCGCAGCGGCCAGCGGAUCCGAUCCUUCUGCUGGUGGUGACGAAAAGGUGGCGCUGGGAGCUCUCGAGAACGCGUUAGCUGCGUGCGAAGACGACCAAGACGUUCAGGCCGCUCGGACGGCCAAGGCCGAGGCGGUGGCCGAUUUGGCCGAGUUCGACGAAAAUAUUCCGCUCGAGGAGCAGGAAAAGGAGCCCGAGAUGAGCAAAGCGGAACAGGAAAUCGAUAACAUCAUUAAGAAGCUGUCUCCCAUUGAAAAAUACGCCAUGAAGUUCAUCGAAGAGACCGAGUCGGCCUGGUCGGCCGAACAACUGGCGGCCGCCGAACGCGAAAUCGAAGAACAGAAGAGGGAGUGGGAGAAGAACCGCUUGGCCGCUAUGCGCGAAGAAGAAGAACGAAGAGCCCGCGAACUGGAGGAAGAGAACGAUUUAAUUACGUUUUCACGGGAGGACGCUACAAACCAGAUAUGGGUUUCUGAUAAUACCAUGGAACAAAUGCCUAUGUGGUGUCCUCCGACGCCGCCUCAGCAAGACACCGACAUUUACAUCGACCAAACCAUGUCGUUUCUCUACGACAUGAAUAUAAUGUCGGAAUCGCAACUGCCACCCAUUUACGUGAAAAAAGAAGCAAAGAGAACCCGGCACGAAGCCGGUUUUGUGGACAGCCGGCGAGCGUUGAAGAUACCGAGAAAAGAAGACUCGAUGAACGCCCCCAAGUCGUUGUUUCAUUCGGCUACGAGUUUGAAACUUAAGCGAGACUUGAAACUACAAAAAUAUCGGGGUUUGAUGAGGAACACUUUACCCAUUUCGGGGAAAACGAAUGUGCCUAAACCGACAAUCGAGACGCCUUUGUGGCACGAUUGGACAGUCCACGAAGACAUGGCGCUACUCAAAGUAAUACAGUCGUUUCAAGGGCUCCCGUUGAACUUAUUGGUGAUUUCACCUGGUCAUACCCCCAAUUGGGACUUCGUAGCCGACUACGUGAACACCGUUUCUAUCACUUAUCGUUCGCCGAAACAAUGCCGCCAACGCUACGAAACCGUGCUAAUCCAGCGCGAAGAAGGAAAACAAGUUUUCGAUAAUUCCGUUCGCAAAAAGAAAAACAAGAGUGGUGCCAUGCAGAAGUUUCCGUUUCAGCAGAAAUCGAACCGACCGAUGCGCACCUCUCAGUUGUACACUCAGGAUAACAAUUCGAAGUUUUCUCAGAUUAUGAUUCAGAGGUUUGAUUCGCUUAAGUCGAUUUCGAACAAACGGGUGCCUGCGCAGAGGAGCGUGAGUAAUAAUCCGUUGCCGAAAAAUCCGAAACAUACAGCCAUGUUGACGGAAUGCGGGAUCGAUUUAGACCACCCGGUUUUACCGGUGGAGGUGGCAGCGAGAAGGGCUGAGAGACUGGCGAGAGAGAAGAAACCGAUGACGACGGAACAACAAAUCGUUCGGUUCCAAAUGAUGAAAGGUUUGCUGCCGCUGACGCAGGCAAGUUCUUCCACCACGUUGCCUCAAGUGGUCGCUGUUUCCAGCGGGCAAUCUGUGACUGCGGUGACUGCGCAAGUCACGGUUGCGCAGUCGGUGAAUGUCGUUUCGGCGGUGACGACUACUGUGUCUACGACUCCGGCGAUUCCUCCAAACACAAUCCGGUCCCAGCGGAUCAUAACAUCGCCGCUUCAAGCAUCGACGGUGGUCUCGGUGGCCGGUUUAAGUCCCGCGCAACUACAGGCCGCCACUCAACGACUCAUAGUCUCCGGGGCUUCCCCAGGCCAGGCGAAAUCCGACGGCGGCACAGCCACCGCUAUCCAAGCCAAGUCGAUCAGCUCAGCGCAGCUACAACUCAUACGUCAGCAAGCCGGUGGCACGUUCAAACCUCACGUGAGGUUGCAAACGGGAACAAUUUCCGGUCAGACAGUGAAAAACUCGACGGUCACGAUCGGGGGCCAACAAGCCGUCGUUCAGCUUACCCAGGCCCAGCCGCGACCGCAGUUCGUCAGACAGGCUGUAACCGUGGGUGCUAAAACCGGUCUAACUCGGACGGUUACCGAAAACGAAGUGACUCAGUUGUUCAAGAAGCAACAACAACAACAAAAAACUAUAACGGCGGCGGUGGCUAGUGGCACUCAAGCCUCGACCAUUCAAGGGUUGCCGUCGCAGGUGUUAGCGCAAGCUGUGCAGCAGGCGGGGACCUCGGGGACACAAGUAGCGACUUUGGUCAAAGCCGUGUCGAGCAGCGGCGGAGUGACUCAAACCGUGACGAUCCCGGUUUCUGGGGUGACGCUAGCAACUACAGGAAAAACCAUAACUCCGACUAUCAAGGCGGCGAACACCCAGCAGUUCAAGCAGUUCCAAAUUCACCAGCAGCUACUAGCUCACAAGAAACUGGGACCUCAAAAGUUGAACAUCGCUCAAGUCGGCGGGAAGAAUAACGUUCAGACUCAGCUUAUCGUGGGUCCGAAACCUCUGUCGACGGCCAUGACGGUGCAACAGUUCACGCAAGUGAUGCGAUCCCCGAUUGGACUAACGCGGGGUCCGGUCGUGCUCGCUAAAGGCACUCCGACGAGAGUGAUACCUGUAAAUACGUCACAAGGGACUAAGCAAACUAUACAGGUGGUGGCAGCAACAUCGCAGGCUUUGAGCUCGGCUUUACGCCCUCAGGGCUCUUCGACGUUGGCGGGUGCCUUAGCGGGUAUCAAAGUCCAAGGACAGGGCGGUACGCAAGCGCAGUUGUUAUCGCAGGUUUCUGCGGCAUUACAAAAUCCGACUGUUGUUAGACAGGGAAGUCCCGUGAGACUACAGACCGCCAGCGGUGCUUCAAUCGUGGCUGUUACGGUUCAACCGACAUCUAAUGUACAACAAGGGACUCCGCAAACUUCUAGCGCGGAACAAGUAAGUAGAUUUAUGAAAAAAUGAUGUUUAUUUUUUAGUAUUUGUAACAUUGGUUUAGAGCUUUGUAUCUGUUUUCUUUUUUUUGUAAACACGUUUUAUUUGUGUGUUUCCCUUCAAACUUGUGCUGUGAUACUAAAAGAAUUUUAUAGAAAUAUUUCACAGGUUUAGUAUUAUUUUUAGGUUAACUUUAUUUUCCCUUUAAUGUUGAGUUUUUAUGUCGACUGUAUAGUAGUUACUCAUGUAACUGAACGUUUGUUAUAUCUUGGACACUAAACUUUAUUAACUGUACAUAAACCUCAUGUAACAUAUUUUGUAAUAGGUUUUAUUUUCACAAAUAAAGGAUACUUUUUUA
Zophobas morio is the source of this 8401-nucleotide messenger RNA. RefSeq names its product helicase domino (gene dom). Gene Ontology annotation, biological process: chromatin remodeling. The transcript is spliced from 23 exons. The record is from RefSeq and is a predicted model, not a curated record. Bases 208 to 8073 code for a protein of 2621 amino acids. Gene Ontology annotation, cellular component: Swr1 complex. NCBI's taxonomy places the organism in Eukaryota, Metazoa, Arthropoda, Insecta, Coleoptera, Tenebrionidae. Gene Ontology annotation, molecular function: ATP binding; ATP-dependent chromatin remodeler activity; histone binding.